This is a messenger RNA of Ictalurus furcatus (blue catfish), 3833 nucleotides long. RefSeq names its product dihydropyrimidinase like 5a (gene dpysl5a). The record is from RefSeq and is a predicted model, not a curated record. Gene Ontology annotation, cellular component: cytosol; cytoplasm. NCBI's taxonomy places the organism in Eukaryota, Metazoa, Chordata, Actinopteri, Siluriformes, Ictaluridae. The transcript has 13 exons. Gene Ontology annotation, molecular function: hydrolase activity, acting on carbon-nitrogen (but not peptide) bonds, in cyclic amides. Bases 116 to 1810 code for a protein of 564 amino acids.
UAAGGUUUUCCAAGCUGGAGCGGCCGGAGCAUCUGCCAGCGGGUGUCAGCCAGCGUUCUCGUCACACACCACUAAAACACUGCUUUUUUGGGAAUAUAACAAAGGAGGUGGAAUCAUGUCUGCUGGUCCAGCGACGUUGCGCAUCCUUAUAAAGGGAGGCAAAGUGGUGAAUGAUGACUUUACCCAAGAGGCGGACGUGUACAUUGAGAAUGGCAUCAUUCAGCAGGUGGGCAAAGAGCUGAUGAUCCCAGGUGGUGCCAAGGUGAUAGAUGCCACAGGCAAGCUGGUGCUUCCGGGGGGCAUCGACACCAGCGUUCACCUGCAGGAGAGCUUCAUGAAUGCCACCACUGCUGACGACUUCUACAGUGGCACCAAGGCUGCUCUGGCUGGAGGCACGACAAUGGUGUUGGGUCAUGUGUUGCCCGAGAAGAACGAAUCCUUGCUGGAUGCCUAUGAAAAGUGUCGAUCUCACGCUGACGCCAAGACCUGCUGUGACUAUGCUCUUCAUGUUGCUGUGACUUGGUGGAGUCCCAAGGUGAGGGCUCAGAUGGAGACACUGGUGAGAGAAAAAGGAGUGAACUCCUUCCAGAUGUACAUGGCUUACAAGGACGUGUACAUGCUGAGGGACAGCGAGCUGUUCCAGGCCCUGCAGCACUGUAAGGACAUCGGAGCCGUAGGCCGUGUACAUGCUGAGAACGGGGAGCUGGUGGCCGAGGGUGCCAAAGAAGCGUUGGAUCUGGGCAUCAGUGGACCAGAAGGCAUUGAGAUCAGCAGGCCUGAAGAGCUGGAGGCAGAGGCAGUGCACCGAGCGAUCACCAUCGCCAACAGAGCUCACUGUCCUAUAUACCUGGUUAAUGUAGCCAGUAUGUCAGCAGGAGAUGUUCUGGCCUCGGGGAAGAUGCACGGUAAAGUGGUGCAUGGGGAGACCACCACUGCCCAUGCUGUUAUAAACGGGCUGCAGUACUACCACCAGGACUGGGUCCAUGCUGCUGCCUAUGUCACUGUGCCUCCCUUGAGGCUGGACCCCAACACACCCAACUUCCUGCUCAGCCUGCUGGGAAGUGACACUCUGAAUGUGGUGACAUCAGACCACCGGCCCUUCACCACCAAGCAGAAGGCCAUGGGCAAAGACGACUUCACUAAGAUCCCUCAUGGAGUGCCCGGUGUGCAGGACCGCAUGAGUGUCAUCUGGGAGAAAGGAGUGGUUGGAGGAAAGAUGGAUGAAAAUCGGUUUGUUGCCGUCACAAGCUCUAACGCUGCAAAGAUCUACAACCUGUACCCCAGGAAAGGCAGGAUCAUCCCAGGAGCCGAUGCUGAUGUGGUGGUCUGGGACCCUGAUGCAACCAGAACCAUCUCUGUGACCACGCAGUGGCAGGGAGGAGAUGUGAAUCUGUAUGAAGGUCUGCGCUGUCACGGCGUGCCAUUGGUCACCAUUAGCCGUGGCCGCGUUGUCUACGAAAACGGCAUCUUUACCUGCGCUGAGGGUUCCGGAAAGUUCUACCCGCUCCGAACCUUCCCAGACUUUCUCUACAAGAAGAUGGUGCAGAGGGACAAGUGCCAGGCUCUGAAAGGAGUGGACCGUGCUCCCUACACAGGUGAGGUGGCUGCAGUGCAGAAUACAGGGAAGAAAGAGGCGGCCCCUUCAUCUGGGGACAUGACCCCACGACCCUGCACUCGUCACGGAGGAAUGAGAGACCUGCAUGAGUCCAGUUUCAGCUUAUCCGGUGUCCAGAUUGAUGAUGACCUUCCAAAGAGAUCUUCCCAAAGGAUUCUGGCUCCUCCUGGUGGUAGAUCCAGUGGCAUAUGGUAACAUCAGCUGCUGCUAUUUUCGGAGCCGCUGAAUAACUAAACGGGGAAACUAAACACCUAAUAAUAUUAUCUGAUAAUUUCACAUCGACCAAAAUUUAUUUAACCUUUGUCACUUUGUUACUAGCAUAAUUAAAUGUCCAUGUUAAUGAUUUCAAGGGGAGAAAAUAAAAAAAAAGGUGGGGGGGGGGUGUUGUAUUUUUGGAGGAGAAAUGCAAAACAAGGUAUCUGUGUGGUUUGUAGAUCCUGUGUGAGAGAUGUGGGUAUUGAUGAAUUACACUAGCAUUGAUUUAUCUGGUAUUGGUGUCAUAUAGUUCAUUUGGUAAAAGUGCAAGCAAGUUCUCCUGUGAUUCUGUCUACUUCACUUUACAUCACUAUAUUCAGAACAGUGCACUGUGAUUUGCAACAGUUAAAGGGAUACUUAGGAGUUUUUUUCAACCUGAUCUCUAUCCACCACACAAGUUUGCUGUUAUGAUAUUUCCAUGGACAAGAAUGUUGUCACAUUUCUCUGUACUGAGAAAAGAGCAAAAAAGAAACGUUUAGCAUAAACCUUUACUGAUGCUCCACCAACUGCCUUUAGACGUUUGUUUUGUGAAACGUUUCUCUGUUGUUUCCUCAAUACAGUGAAACGCUGACUGUAUCAUCACUCGCUCGUACACUGUUCACCUACCGAUGAUUGAUUAGGUUGUAAAAACGCUGGAAUAUUCCUUUAAAACAUGUAUAAAUUUGGCAGAUAAUUUAACAAACAUUACACUAUCGCAGCUAAUGGAUGUGGGACAAUGUAUUAUUAUAUAUUUUGCCACAUUUUUUUAAUUAUUUGGGCACAUGACUAUGUGUUUACCUCAGUGUUUUUAUCUUUGGAAUUGCACUUAUGUACAGUACUACCCUGCCUCUCCAUUUGUUAAACUGUACAUCUGUUGUGGUAAUCAAAUAACACAUUAAAAGAAAAAAAAGAUACUUCUACGGUAUACUGUAGCCUCAGUAUCGCUUUUGUAUUUUCAGUGUGUAUAUUUAAUUAUUUUUUUCUUUCACGUGACUGUUGACUCGUGGACGAUUCAAAAAGCAAGUAAAAACGUUUGAUCAAAUCUAUUUAAUGCCACAGCUAUGAUUUUAGCCAGAGACUGUGUAUGUUCGUAUUGGUUGAUUUUCCUAUUAGUUCAGCAUUUGAUUUCCCCUACAUGACAUGGUGAGUGGCAACGGUGGCGUAUCCCUGUGCGGUAGACUAGUGUUGUGUUGCCGAGUGUUAUCAAUAGCUAUUCAUUCUUAGAUUCUUUGUUUUUGGUCAAGUAACAUAGUAAAUGUAUUUCCAAUAAAUGUGAACCAAUCACGAAUGCCAUGUUUACAGUGUCACAUGUACAUUUGUACAUGUCACAUUUCUCAGUGAAAUCUGACGCAUCAUAUUUAUGUAAUUGCCCGGGAUUGCCUUUUUGACUUCGUAGUCACAUAACACCAGUGAUACUGCGAAACAAAUGUCUGUGUUAAACUGAACACAUUUUUUAUUAUUUUGAGAAUGGAUGUAGGCUUUAAGAGAUUAACCUCCGAAAAAACUACUUCUUAACAAGUCAUGGUUUAUUAUGAUUUGGUAUUGUGUCUUACAUCUGUAACAUCUGUGAAUGCUUCGAAACUCAAACACUUAAAUUGACUGAAUAACCCCUGAAAAUGGCUCACAAACGUACUGAUGUGCUAGAUUAAAAGGAGAUUUAUUGCUAGAGUGUCUUUUACCGAUUCUGUUACUGCUCCCCUCAGUAGUACGGCCACGUUGGGAGACCCCACUGUAGAAAACAUUUGUAACAGAGUAACCACAGUAAAGAUGUCAUAGUGAAACCGUCCAACAGAUACACUAGGAUUUCUCUAUUGGUGCUGAAUAUUCAUGUGUGGAUGUUUUUGUUUCCUUUUGGAACUCAACAUUUCUCUCGAUGUUUCUCAACCGUCUUUUCUUAACAUAUACCAUGUAUGUAUGCACUAGAAGUGUAUGUGUUAUGUUCCUCUCAAAAGUUCAAAUAAACUCUGUCCAACCUUGUACGGUA